AUGUGGGCUCUGAAAAAGUUGGAUAUUGACUGUGCCGAAGCUGCUAACCUGAGAAUGACACAACUCAAUGAGAUGGAAGAAUUCUGUCUCCAUGCCUAUGAGAGUGCAGCCAUGUAUAAGGAGAGAAUGAAGUUUGUCCAUGAAAAGAAGAUCUUGAAGCGGGAAUUCAAUUCUGGUGACUUGGUCUUACUCUUCAACUCAAGACUCAAGUUAUUUCCAGGCAAACUUAAGUCCAAAUGGUCUGGCCCGUUCAAAGUUGUGAGUGUGUCCCCCUAUGGUGCUAUUGAAUUGGAGUCGGAGGAUGGAACUCGAACUUUCAAAGUGAAUGGUCAACGAGUCAAGCAUUACCUCAGUACCACAGGAAAAAGGCAAUUGAUAGAACAAUUUGCUCUAAAGGAUAGUCCAACUAUAGCCCCCACCACUGAAUAG
Molecule: messenger RNA, 429 nt
Organism: Nicotiana attenuata
Lineage: Eukaryota; Viridiplantae; Streptophyta; Magnoliopsida; Solanales; Solanaceae
Exons: 1
Coding region: 1-429 (142 amino acids)
Source: RefSeq, a predicted model, not a curated record